UUUUUGUAUGAGAUAAGAGGGUAAACGAGCAGACGGAUCACCUGAUGGCAAGCAAUCGGCGCCGCCCAUGGAAACAGGAGUUAUAAUGUGCAUUGCCGGUGUUUGGAGGACGAGAGGUGCUUGGCUUUUCUGUGUCCUGCAUUAAAAAACAUCCCGUUCCACCACCAGAUCGUCAUGAAAAACUAAACCAUGGACGGGAUCCUAAAGAAUUUUACCACCCGUUCUCCAGCUGAGGAGAUAUCACGCUCUCAAUACUCACUGGUAGCUACUGAUGUGACUGAGGAAGCUGUUCAGUUGUGGUUGGAACUCCCUGACGAAGUGAGAGCUGAUUCAUCAUGGGAGAUCUUUCGAAGCAAAUGGGAGAAGGAGCAUGACUACCUAAUCCAGAAUAAUAAAAAUAAGCAUUCAGUAUUACUAAAACUGACUGGACCAUUCUUGUCCGAAGCUUACGAGAAAAAAUUGAACAUUCAUGAGAAGCGGAAUAUGAGUAGAAUGGAUAUCUGGAUAGAAAAGUGGAUUCCGAAUGGUCCUACCCAGGAUCUUGGAGAGGGCUCUGAUUAUGAGACUAUAGAGAGCUCCAUCUAUUGGACGAUAAUAUUAGAAAAUCAAGCCGAAGACUUCCAUGAGAGUGAGACUCGAUCUUCUGUCUUAGUUCUACCAUCUUCUUCUGCAAAUCAAAGCGUUCUAGCUGUGAGAAUGGCAACGACAUCUAAUGUUACGACUCCGUUCACUCUGAGCUAUACUUUGGAUCCCCUAGAUGGGACUACUGGCAUUAUUUAUGCUUGUAUUCUUCUAUUUGCGUUAUAUGCCUUGAUUGUGUUCGAGGUAAUAAACAGGACGAUGGCAGCAGUUCUCUUAUCCACUACAUCACUAGCAGUGUUAUCCAUAGCUGGUGAAAGACCGUCAGUGCCGGAGAUCAUAUCCUGGCUGGACGUGGAGACAUUACUCCUACUCUUCAGCAUGAUGGUUCUGCUAUCCAGAGGCAAGAUAUGGCCGUUGAUAACAAUGCUUUGUGGGAUGACAUCAGUAGUAUCAUUGUUACUCGAUAAUGUAACGACUGUGCUUCUAAUGACGCCUGUAUCUAUACGGCUAUGCGAGGUGAUGGAAUUGGACCCCAUACCGGUUUUACUAGCAAUGGUACUAUUCUGCAACCUUGGCGGCACUGCGACUCCUGUAGGCGACCCCCCAAACGGCAUCAACUUCACCAACUUUACUCUGCAUAUGACCUUCGGUAUACUCCUGGUAGCUGUUCAGACCUACCUUCAGCUCAGGUUCAUCUUUCGAGACACAAACAAAUUGAGAUUGACUGAAUCUAAGGAUGUUCAAGAUCUUCGUCGUCAAAUUUUAGUAUGGAGACGUGCAGCUGAUUCCUUACACCACUUAAGUCCAGAACAGCUUAUAGUGAAAGACAGACUAGAAAGAAAAUAA
Spodoptera littoralis (African cotton leafworm) is the source of this 1428-nucleotide messenger RNA. The record is from the annotation of a GenBank genome assembly. NCBI's taxonomy places the organism in Eukaryota, Metazoa, Arthropoda, Insecta, Lepidoptera, Noctuidae.